This is a messenger RNA of Ambispora leptoticha, 268 nucleotides long. The record is from the annotation of a GenBank genome assembly. NCBI's taxonomy places the organism in Eukaryota, Fungi, Glomeromycota, Glomeromycetes, Archaeosporales, Ambisporaceae.
AUGACAAAAAUCCACGAGUUAACUAUAUUUGAGAAAGAUGAGGUUAUUGGACUUCACAAGGAUAAAACUGUAAUUCCCAAUCCUCAUAGCAGGAGACUGCCUCUUUUGAAAGUAAUCAAUAAAUGCCAUUUUAUUCACACUGCUAUUGCUAAUAAAAAGGAUUCUGCAAAUGAAAUAACUGAAAAAUUUAAUAACUUAGGAUUAACUGAGUUAAGUAUAAUUACCGCAAGAUGUGUUCUUCAUGAAUAUAGCUAUCAUGGUCAUGUUG